Messenger RNA from Microthlaspi erraticum, 1935 nucleotides. Lineage: Eukaryota; Viridiplantae; Streptophyta; Magnoliopsida; Brassicales; Brassicaceae. The record is from the annotation of a GenBank genome assembly.
AUGGAGACCGCUUCGAGCGUAGCCGCGACUCGUGGUGGUUCGCUUCAGAAUCCGUCGCCGAAUCAGUCAAGGAAAGAGUGGCGCGCCGUUUCCGAUUCACAUAACGUUAACAACUCCACAGACUAUGCGGAUUUGGAACAGUUGAAGCUAAACCAGACGGAUGAGAGAACCAUUUACGAGAAUGGAAGAGAGCAGGUUGAUUUGGAUUACUACUCCAUGAGGAUGGAUGGUCGUUGCUCAGAUGCUGAGCUGCUGGAGCAGCGGAUUCACACCGUUUCUAAACAGAAAGGAGAGCUUGAGCAGCUGGAGAUUGAGCUUCGAGCUCAGAUGAUGGCAAUGGAAAUCCAGAGGAACUUUGAGUCUCAAUCCGCAGAGUAUGCUAAUGCUGCUGCUAGAAUGCAGGAGCAACUUCAUGAGAAGGAGAGAUCUAUAAGGGAGAUGGAGAGAAAGAUUGAAGAGAAAGACAGAGAGCUUCAUGCGAUUAAACUGGAUAAUGAAGCGGCCUGGGCAAAAGAGGGUCUCCUAAGAGAACAAAACAAAGAACUUGCCACUCUCAGAAGAGAGCGUGAUCACUCUGAAGCUGAGAGGUCUCAAAAUAUGCAUAAGAUAUCUGAACUUCAGGAGCAUAUUCAAGAGAAAGAGAGACAGUACUCUGAGUUGCAGGAGCAAAAUAGGAGUGCUCAAGAUGCUAUCUUGUUCAAGGAUGAUCAACUGAGAGAUGCGCAAGGUUGGAUUACUCGUGCCCAAGAGAUGGAUGCUUUACAGUCAUCUACCAAUCAUUCGCUGCAGGCUGAAUUGCGAGAACGUACUGAGCAGUACAACCAGCUCUGGCAUGGUUGCCAGAGACAGUUUGUGGAGAUGGAGAGAUUGCAUUUGCAUACAGUGCAACAGCUUCAGCUUGAGCUUGCGAAUUUUAAGGAAGGAGGUGGCUCCAAAACAAAUUCCAACGGUGCCUCUCAGAUUAUCCAGAACAGCGUGAACCAAAUCGAGAACAACCGUGUUGAUGCUGUGUCUUCUUCUGGUCUUGGGACGCAUGGGUAUCCUCAAGCGGGUCAAAUAAACCCUCUGCAAUCUUUUAUCAUGCAACAACAAGAGAUUCCUCAGCUGGUUCAGCCUCGGGGACCUUCACCUCAAGUUGCACAACCAGUGUUGCUGCAGCAAAAGGCUGUGCCAGCUGCUAGCUCACAGAUGCCUACGCAGAAUCAUGCGUAUCUUUCUCAAGGUGUGCAUCGUGUGGUAAACUCUGAUGCGAAGAGUGAACACCAAGCGCCUGCCAAUGGACAGUUCCUUGGUCAAGGUUAUCUGGAUGUGCAAACUAGCCAAGGAGCACAGUAUGGAUCGACUACUACACCAUCGUCCUCUGUGAAUGAUGAACAUGUAGGAGGAGAUGUCUCUCCCCAGGAGAAAGCUAAUGGUAAAGUUUCACCUGGUGAACAAAACGGUGCUAAACCCGUCGUGCCUGAAACUCAAGUCUCGUCUGGGAAAGCUGAGAGGAACUUAGAGAGUGCCCUUCUCGAUGAGAGGUCGCUUUUGGCUUGCAUUGUUCGCACUAUACCAGCUGGUGGUAAAAUCAGAAUCAGCUCAACGCUUCCAAACCGUUUGGGGAAGAUGCUAGCACCUCUGCACUGGCAUGAUUACAAGAAGAAGUAUGGGAAGCUUGACGAUUUUGUUGCUAGCCAUCUCGAGUUGUUUGUGAUAGAGGACGACUACAUUCAAGUUAGAGAAGGAGCACAGAAAAUGGUAGCAGCUUCAGCUUCAGCCGCAGCAGCCAAAGUAGCAGCGGCAGCAGCAGCAGCUCCAAACUCCAUGUAUGUGGCUAUGACUCCUAUGGCUCAAUCUCAGGGGUUGAAGAAACCAGUCCAAAGAGAAAGCAUCUCCAGUGUCAAGAUCUUGAGCAAGCCACAACAGAGCUCUGAUUAUAUGGGGAAGCAAUAG